Hyaloscypha bicolor E is the source of this 1247-nucleotide messenger RNA. RefSeq lists its product as uncharacterized. NCBI's taxonomy places the organism in Eukaryota, Fungi, Ascomycota, Leotiomycetes, Helotiales, Hyaloscyphaceae. Gene Ontology annotation, cellular component: mitochondrial small ribosomal subunit. The record is from RefSeq and is a predicted model, not a curated record. The coding region runs from base 46 to 1140 and encodes 364 amino acids. Gene Ontology annotation, biological process: mitochondrial translation. The transcript is spliced from 3 exons. Gene Ontology annotation, molecular function: structural constituent of ribosome.
CAAAAUUAUGCUCCUGCAGUAUCAACUUCACAAGAGCAAACAACCAUGGCUGCAGCUCUUCAAAGCUUCCGCUUUGCUGUGAGAAGCUGCAAUUGCAGGCAUAUUUCCCCUCGGCAUGUGGCCAAGUCGAUUGGAAGAGGGCGAGAAUUCUCCACAACGCCUCAACGCUGGCUGGCGGCUUCAAUUGAAGAAAUCGAGGAACGUCUCUCGAAAGCCGCAGCAACAAACCGUGAUGCGGCAGAAUAUAUGCGGGUUUCGAAGGAGACUGAAGAAGAGCUAGCGGCUCUGGAAGAGAGUAUGCAGCAAGAGGAAGAGGAAUCGAGGCAAAGAUAUGCAGCCCGGCACCCUCCAUACGUGUUACCACUACGAAGGAAGAGGCUGAAGGACACGUUCAUGAACAUGGGAGAUCCUGAGCCUUGGGAAGAAGAGGGCAUGUUAGAUGAUGACCACGACGAUAUGACUUCCCUUGCGCAUGGAGAAUUGGAGCAACAUCGGGAGAUGAGACAUUAUGCCAGACUGGCAGCGUGGGAGAUGCCUCUUUUGUCAAAAUUGGCUAAGCCAUUCCACCCUCCCACUGCAGAUAUGCCACUGAGAUUCCGAUAUACGACGUACAUGGGCGAGCAACAUCCCGCAGAGAAAAAAGUCGUACUAGAGUUUACUCCAGCAGAUAUGCCAGACCUUACCGAUAUUCAAAGAGAUAAGUUAAGGAAGCUGGCGGGAGUGAGAUGGAAUCCCGAGGAGGAUAUUAUCAAGAUGAGUUGCGAGAUGUUCGAGACUCAAGCCCAGAACAAGCGGUAUUUGGGGGAUUUGGUUGAUAAACUUCUGGAAGAAGCAAGGGACCCAACUGAUACCUUCGAAGACGUGCCAUUCGACACCAGACAUCACCAUUUUAAGCCCAAAUUGAGCUUCCCAGAGGAAUGGAAUAUGACGGAGCAACGACGCAUGGAAUUGGACCAGUAUCGCCAAGCCAUUGCAGAGAAACACAAGCAACUAGAGUUUGCAGAACAACUCGUUGAUGGGAUCAAGCAGAUUGAGGAGGGACUGGCUAAGCAAGAGCCAAUUAGAGAAUCUCUACCUGAUAUGCUCCUGGGUGCGAGAAGGCCGGGUUUGAAGGGAAAGAGAGUCAGUGUCAGGCGAUAGAUAGACGUUGUAUGAUACGGCCAGGCAUUGUAUGAUAUUGUGAUAAUUAUCCACAUAGAAACUGAUGUAAGAAAUAAUUCAGACACAAUUCAUCACGGAGAAACCGC